This is a messenger RNA of Drosophila sulfurigaster albostrigata, 1215 nucleotides long. Its product is annotated as ninjurin-A. The record is from RefSeq and is a predicted model, not a curated record. Gene Ontology annotation, biological process: tissue regeneration; cell adhesion. The transcript is spliced from 3 exons. Gene Ontology annotation, cellular component: membrane. Lineage: Eukaryota; Metazoa; Arthropoda; Insecta; Diptera; Drosophilidae. Bases 802 to 1206 code for a protein of 134 amino acids.
GAAAGGCCGAACAAAAGAAAAAAUCAAUAUACAGAUUACUCAUACGCAAUGCCAUAAUUGAGCUUGGUUAAUUAUUCAGCACUCGUGGAGCCGCUCUCUGUAUCUUUGUCUCUCUCACUUGGUAAUUUACGCUCUUGGCCACAUUAUGACGCACAACGCACACACUUUGUACGAAAUCAUGUUCAGUUCAGUUUGUAUUCAGUUGUUUAAUCGUUUGGUUGUGCCCCAAUACCGGUCAUCUCCAUGACAACGGCAAUACGAGUAUAAAAAUUCAUGUUCGUCCAGCAACAACAACAACAACAACUUGUGGAAAAGGCUUCAAUUGCAUAUAUAGCAUUUGCAAUUGUUUAAACAAAUGACAGAGCUAACGACGCGGAACCGUUUCGAAAACUCAACAAUGGCCCAAAUGGAAGAACGACCCAACGAAACAGAGGCAAGUCUAAGUAAUCUCAACAAAGAUACUACACAUAUAUCAUUGUUAAUUAGUUACUUCUCUUUUUUUGUUAUAAAAACUAAAUAUUAACCUUGAGCAUACUUAAACUCAUGUUUGAGCAAUACUUUGGCGGAAUACAGAUAAAAUUUUGUUCUCCAUAUAGUAUAUAAUAGAUAUCUGUGCACCAUUAUAAUAGAUGUUUACCUUGUCGAUAUGUUUGGGAAUGUGUGCAUGUAUCUUUUGUUGAUGCAAUUGUAAAUUCCUGACUGACAGUCAGUGUGUCAGGCACAUAUAUUGAUUUUAUAAUUUAAACAAAAUUUGAAUUAACGCUUGGGAACUCAUGCAUAUGGAUUUCGCUCACUGAGGGUAUGACAAAGAUAUCCUAUAUGUUAAAAAUGAAAUCAAUGGAUGCGAAUCGUUAUGCGACGAAGAAAACAAUUGCCCAGGGAAUGCUGGAUAUAGCACUCUUAACAGCGAAUGCAUCGCAGCUAAAAUAUAUACUACAAGUCGGAGAACAGCAUCAGUUCUAUAAGCUGAUGCUAAUACUGAUUAGUCUGUCGAUUGUUUUACAGGUGGCUGCAGGAGUUUUGCUAGUUGUUCAGUCUCUUGUCAGCAUUGCCGAGUCAAAGGAUCGUUCCUUACUCUUUACAAUCAAUCAUUUUGUGGAUGCUUUCAUAUUUUUAUCUGUGUUCUGUGAUAUAAUGAAAAUGAAUUUUGGCUUGGAUCCAGCGGUACCAUUUAAGAAUAACGAUGUUGAAGUUUUGAAAACAUAAUUACACUGU